AUGAGCUUUCUGUGGGGAAGCGACUUGGUGGGUUUGGUGUCCCUGCAGGACUGUGAGGGGUUUCAGGCCUGGACGCUGGUAAACCUGCCUUUCCAGCCCAAGACCUUUCAGCUCAGUCUGCCCAGUUACCAGCUGUUCCUGCCGCCACUCCUAUGGACCUGCACUCUGCCAGUGAGACUGAUCCAGGACCUUUUCCUUCAAGGGUCGUUGGCUCAGCGGGUGAAGGUUCAGCCAGAGGUGGUUUCAUAUCCGGGUCAACUCGUAACCCUGCCGUGCCAAUUUCCUCAUCCAGGCCAAACUCAGCUCAUGCAGAUAUCCUGGAUUUUCGAAACAGCUGCUGGUGUCCGAAACAACACUGCAGUGUUUCAUCCAUCUUUUGGAGUCAAUUACCCCAAGUCCCCGCUGAAAGGCCGCGUGAGUUUCACGACUGACCCGCCCCUAUUGGAGAGUCCAGCCAUUCAGAUCUCAGACAUUAAGAUGACCGAUGAGGGAAGGUACAUCUGUGAAUUCGCCACUUACCCCAGCGGAAACGAGCAGGGCGUCACCAACCUCAUCAUUCUAGCCAAGCCCUCAAACACCGCCUCCACGGUCACCGUACAGGCUGGCACAGCCCCGGUCAUCGUGGCCCACUGCCAGUCGGCCAACGGGCAUCCGCCGGCGAACAUAUCCUGGGGGGCUUCAGUGGGGGGCAACGGAACGACCUGGACAGAGAAAGAUAACCAGGACCGCACGGUGACAGUGAAGAGCGAGUACUGGUUGGUGCCGACUCCGGCCGACAACGGCAGAGACGUCAGCUGCGAGGUGUCGCACCGGACGCUGUCCAGCCCAGAGACUUUCCCCAUGAAGCUGAGAAUUGAAUAUCCUCCUCAGGUUCAGAUUGUGGGGUAUGACAGUAACUGGUAUUUAGGACGCACAAACGCUGUGCUGACCUGCCAGGCUCAGGGGAACCCUCCUCCCACCACCUUCACCUGGAGAACGACGUCGGGUCAGAUGCCGGAGAUGGUGCAGGUGAAGCAGAACACUCUGACCGUGCUGAAAGUGGACGAGACGGUGAACACCACUUUCAUCUGUGAGGUCAGGAACCGCGUCGGCACAGGAACGGACCAGGUCAGCGUGAUGGUCAGGGAUAACAGGACUUCAGUAUAUGCAGCUUCUGGAGUCGCCGUGGUUUUGCUUCUGAUAUUCACUGCAGUCUUUUUGUGGAUGAGGAGACGAGCAGCAGUGACCAGCAGAGAGACAGAGAAGAGCAGAGAGGCUCCGAAGUGUGGAGACGACACGUACUCGGCUCUGAACCCCAACACCAGGUCCUCCGACUACGACACUCUGACUCAGGUUAGAGACUCUGCCAGCGACACGUACUCAGCUCUGAACUCCACCACCAGGUCCUCCGACUACGACACUCUCACAAUCUCCUGUUUUCCAGUUCGUCCGUCCUCACCCAGCGAUGAGAAGAGCUCCAGAGAACGAGAACUAACAGCUGUUCAUUUACUCUUCAUUCAUCACUGCAGCUUCAGCUCUAUGGACAGAACAUUAAAGAGGCGUACGGAGGAUUUCUGAGGAUUAAAGAGCUUCUAGAGCUCAAAACACAUCAGAUGAUCUCCUAAAGUCAGAGAGAUUCUCUCAGAUCAGUCAGAGGAGCUUCUGUUUAUGAAGGGUCUUUAUUCACUGUAGUGCUGUUAUACACCAUGAUGAUCCAAACACGGACCAGAACCAGGCGGUUCUGAUCACUCAGUGUGAACAGAGUUGAGAUGAUUUGGAUCCAGUUUGAGUAAAAAUGUCACUGUGUAAAUCAGAUUUAUUAAUGUAGAGUUUGUAUAUUUUCAGUUGCUUUUCUGUAGUUUUCCUCUUGUUCUCAUUGUUUAGGU
Messenger RNA from Pygocentrus nattereri (red-bellied piranha), 1865 nucleotides. RefSeq names its product poliovirus receptor homolog. Lineage: Eukaryota; Metazoa; Chordata; Actinopteri; Characiformes; Serrasalmidae. Bases 1 to 1557 code for a protein of 518 amino acids. The record is from RefSeq and is a predicted model, not a curated record. The transcript has 12 exons.